UUUUUUAUAAUGGCUUAUUCAACUGAUAAAGGAAGUAAUUUUAAAUUAAAAUUUGCAUUUUCGUCUGGUGAUUCAAAAUUUAAUGAAUCAUUCAUAAAACAUAAUAAAACCAGAAUUUCAGUAAGCAACAAAAUUUCUAAUAAAGGAGAUACUGUUUCUGAAAACAAUUCAGAAUUAGAUUUGGAUUUAGCUGAAGUUGAAUCUGCGUACGAGGAUUCUUGUUAUUCCGAGCACUGUGAUGAAGAAUCAGUGCAGUCUGAUGAUAGCCAAAGUUCUUUUUCUAAAGAAACUCCAUCUACAAAGCUAACGACAUCUAAAACUCACAUCCUGGAAAAACCUCAAAAAUUAACUGACAAGUUCCCAUCUACAUCAAAAUUAUCCGAUGAUGAAUUGACAGUUUUAGAUAAUAAAAUAAAAUGCCUAAAUUUUCAUGAAACGCCUUCAAGAAAUGUUAAAGCUUCUUCUUCAAGAAAAAAUAUGAGUUUUACAAAUGACGAAGUUAUGAAAAUUGAACGUGACAAUGAAAUUUUGUUAAAAAAAAUCAUUACUCAACAUAAAGCACCAAAAACUAACAUUCAGCAGAUCAAACCAAGAGUAAGUAGUUCUGCAAUCAACAGGAGGAGAUUACAAAAAAAGAUUGAAGAAGAAAAUAUGGUGCUUCUAAAAAGACUGCAAAGAGCUAAAUCUUGUGUUCUUAAUUCAAGUAGAAUAUCUGGAUACAGAACCACUCAAAUGUGACAAUCUUACACAAAUUAUACUAUAUUUUCAUAUGUAAUAAAUGUAAUUUUCUUAAAAACUUCAA
Molecule: messenger RNA, 802 nt
Organism: Trichogramma pretiosum
Lineage: Eukaryota; Metazoa; Arthropoda; Insecta; Hymenoptera; Trichogrammatidae
Exons: 2
Coding region: 10-738 (242 amino acids)
Biological process (GO): spermatogenesis
Source: RefSeq, a predicted model, not a curated record